UUCAUUUGCCUUAACCAACUUACACAAACCAAUAACAACAACGACGCUACAACAAACACCACCAUGCUUCUCAACCGCUUCCUCCUCGGCGCCCUCGUUGCCGUUAACUCGGUCAGCGCCCUCCCCAACCCAGACGCCGACAACCAAGACGUCGAGGCACGAAGCAUCAUCCACCACUGCGGCUCCCACGCCUCCUGGAGCGGCUCCACCAAGUCCUGCGUCUGCCACGACAAGGGCAAGGUGUAUCACCACAAGCACAAGAAGUGCCGCUGCCCCAAGGGAGAGAAGUGGCACCAUGUCGAGCGCGAGUGCAAGAAGUCCUAA
Messenger RNA from Fusarium falciforme, 324 nucleotides. RefSeq lists its product as hypothetical. Bases 64 to 324 code for a protein of 86 amino acids. The transcript has a single exon. Lineage: Eukaryota; Fungi; Ascomycota; Sordariomycetes; Hypocreales; Nectriaceae. The record is from RefSeq and is a predicted model, not a curated record.